GCUGGACCCGGCGGCUUCCGUUCCUGCCGGAAAGUCUUCCCCGGCGACCCGGAGCCGCGUCUUCAGUUCCGCCCGCGGAGCGCAGCCAGGCCGGGGAUGGUGCUGAACCGCUUCGGCCGGCUGGAAACGGAGCGGGCGACGGCGGUGCUGCGGAGGCUUCUUCGGGCCGGGGGCUGGGCCAGGUCCAGGGCGAUGAGGAACUGGGGGGUCAUCGGUGGGGUGGCCGCCGUCCUGGCCGCCGGACUCUACGUCCUCUGGGGCCCCAUGGCGGAGAGGAGGCGGCGCAGGAAAGGGCUGGUGCCUGGGCUGCUCAAUCUGGGCAACACGUGCUUCAUGAACUCCCUUCUCCAAGGGCUGUCGGCCUGUCCGUCUCUCAUUCAGUGGCUGGAAGGAUUCGCAGGCCAGGACUCGCAGGCUGGCCAAAGCAAGAAGGCCGGGCAGCGGUCCCUCUCGCUGACCUUGCUUCGCUUGCUGAAAGCUUUAUCCUGCCAAGUGGCAACGGAGGACGACCUCCUGGAUGCAAGCUGCUUGUUGGCAGUUUUAAGGCUGUACCGCUGGCAGAUCUCUUCUUUUGAAGAACAGGAUGCUCACGAACUGUUCCAUGUUCUUACUUCUUCACUGGAAGAAGAGCGAGACGGCCAGAGCCAGAUUCCACAUUUAUUUGACGUGCAUUCACUGGAGGAACAGGAAAUACCUCAAGAACAAAUAUGCUGCCGUACAAAAGGUCCGCUUUAUCCUGUGCCGAAUCGCUGGAAAAGGCAGCAUCCUUUCCAUGGGAGACUGACCAGUCACAUGGUUUGCAAGCGCUGCAAGCAACAGAGUCCCCUCAGAUACGAUACCUUUGACAGCCUUUCCUUGAGCAUCCCGGCCACCGUGUGGGGCCAUCCCUUGACGCUGGACCACUGUCUUCGCCACUUCAUCUCCUCCGAGUCGGUCAAGGGUGUCGUGUGUGACAACUGUACCAAAAUUCAGGCUGAAGGGACGAAGGGCCUCAUAAUUACGGAGCACCACAGAACGACUUUUGUUAAGCAGCUGAAGUUAGGAAAGCUCCCUCAGUGUCUCUGCAUCCACCUGCAGCGGUUGAGUUGGUCCAGCCAGGGCCUGCCCUUGAAGCGGAACGAGCACGUGCAGUUCAGCGAGUUCCUCAUCAUGGACCUGUACAAGCAGCACUUCCCCACCCAUAAGCCCAGCCCCAGGGAGGGUCUGCGGGCAGAGCCAAAGCCCGGGCAAGGCGGGGAACAAGCAGGGAACAGCAAACCCGUUCUCAGCAAUGGCACUUGCUGCACUCCGUGGCUGCCUCCCUCCAUCGGCUUCCCUUACAUGGCUGUUCCCGGCUGUGGUUCCCCCAUCUACGUGUACCGCUUAAUGGCCGUUGUGGUCCACCAUGGGGACAUGCACUCAGGGCACUUUGUGACCUUCCGCCGUUCUCCAUCGUCUUCCCGGACUCCGCCGUCUGCCGGCAGCCAGUGGCUCUGGGUUUCUGAUGACGUGGUGCGCAAGAGCAGCUUGCAAGAGGUCCUGGCUUCCAGCGCCUACUUGCUCUUUUACGAGCGCAUCUGCUCCAGGCUGCAGCCUCCCAGCCGAGAACUCCAAGCCAAGGAAUGACAGAGGAGAGCAGGCCGUGCACGGAGUAGUCGCUGCUCUUCUCUGGGGCAGGAACACACCGUGGGGUUUUCGCCGUGGACACCCCAGGAUGCAGGGGGUGCCUCUCGACAGGAGCCGGCCCAAAGAUGCUCCUGUGAUUUUCAUCUGUACGAGAAAAACCUUCAUGUGGUCCGCAAUACUUUCCGUUCCAGGAAUUUCAAGUAGAGACCUCUUAGGAUCUUCUCCCUUGUGACGUUCACCUCCGCUUCCUUUGUGGUGAUUGAUUUACUGCCAGUCUUUUCACAACAUUUCACGUCCGCAGCAGAUUCAGACAGACAACAACCUACCACGUCCGGAGGGAAAGGUGGGAAGUCUUUUUAAGUGCCUUGACCGUAUGUUCACUAGCGACAGGAGGGCCACUGAGAUGUGGCUGGUGGUCUGGGAUUCCAGUGGGGCCGAGGAAGGCCUGCCUUUCUGAUCCGGGCCUGAAGCUGCUUCCCGGAACGCAAGGUGGUAUCUUUGUACUGAUGAGUCUGUUGUAAUUACAUCAGAUUUCUUGCCAGGCUCUCCUUCAGCAAAAUGAGGAGCCCUCUUUCCUAUACCUUGCUAACUCUGCCACCAGAAUUUGCCGAUUUAAAAUAUUUUGUACAUGAUAAAAUUGCUGCUAAGAUUCCAAAUGUA
Thamnophis elegans (Western terrestrial garter snake) is the source of this 2265-nucleotide messenger RNA. It is a transcript of the gene USP30, whose product is annotated as ubiquitin specific peptidase 30. Gene Ontology annotation, biological process: protein deubiquitination. Bases 97 to 1605 code for a protein of 502 amino acids. The record is from RefSeq and is a predicted model, not a curated record. Gene Ontology annotation, molecular function: cysteine-type deubiquitinase activity; cysteine-type endopeptidase activity. Lineage: Eukaryota; Metazoa; Chordata; Lepidosauria; Squamata; Natricidae. The transcript has 13 exons. Gene Ontology annotation, cellular component: cytosol; nucleus.